AUAACACACCAUGACUCUUAUAAAAGCAAUAUUACGGGCUCAACCUAAACCCGAAAAGAAAUACUAUUCCCCCCCGCCAGAAGUUACAGGUGUCAAAAUUAUUAAGAAGAAAAAAACUAAAAAACAUCAAGCAAUAGGUUCAACGGUAGAUUCAUCUCCGCCCAUUUACUUGGCCAAUCGAAUUGUAAGAGAUUUACCAGGAUGGGUGAAUAAUGCUCGUGAUUUGUAUUAUGAAAAUAUUAAGCUGGUUAUGGCUAUAAAAGCGGCGCAUUUUAAGGGUAAAAUCGACAGUCGUUGGACUCGACUACCACCACCGUGUAAGCAAUAUUACGAACAAAGAUUGUACACAUACAAACGAAUAUGUAGGGAAAAUAAACAAUUAUACAAGCUAAUUAAAAGUACUCCACCACGCCUAGAAACGUCAUCGUCUUUAGAUAAGGAAUGGUUUAACACAAAACUGAGAAUAAUGCACAUGUCACGAUGCGAAUUUAUACUAUUUCCACUCAAAAUAGAGGAAGUAAUAGAAGACCCAGUGUUCAUAACUCCACCGGGCGUCAAGAGACCAAGAGUGUACAUAACAUUAAAAGUCCGUGGAGCAGCUACUAUGGGUACGAUAGCAGCAGAGCUUUUCACUGACGUAUGUCCAAACACUUGCAAAUUAUUUCUGGAUCUUCUCGAUGGUGACGGCGUUGGGUACGGCUAUGUUGGUACACGGUUCUUUAGAAAAGUCCCCAAUUUAUACUGGAGCGGUGGAGACGUGGUUCACAAUAAUGGGUUUGGUUGCUACGCACAGAAGGGCAGAUUCCAACCUAUCGGGGCUGAAAACUAUCAUUUUUCCCAUUCCAUGCCAGGUCUCAAACUAUCUCUAUAA
Molecule: messenger RNA, 871 nt
Organism: Colias croceus (clouded yellow)
Lineage: Eukaryota; Metazoa; Arthropoda; Insecta; Lepidoptera; Pieridae
Exons: 7
Coding region: 11-871 (286 amino acids)
Biological process (GO): protein peptidyl-prolyl isomerization
Molecular function (GO): peptidyl-prolyl cis-trans isomerase activity
Source: RefSeq, a predicted model, not a curated record